Bufo bufo (common toad) is the source of this 3245-nucleotide messenger RNA. RefSeq names its product store-operated calcium entry regulator STIMATE-like. The record is from RefSeq and is a predicted model, not a curated record. Gene Ontology annotation, biological process: activation of store-operated calcium channel activity. The transcript is spliced from 8 exons. Bases 1 to 876 code for a protein of 291 amino acids. Gene Ontology annotation, molecular function: calcium channel regulator activity. Gene Ontology annotation, cellular component: cortical endoplasmic reticulum; membrane. Lineage: Eukaryota; Metazoa; Chordata; Amphibia; Anura; Bufonidae.
AUGGGCCCGAUCACCGGGAACAGGAACAUGACCACCGGGGCUGGCCCCACCACCUCACCCCCGGGGUGCAGCAGUGGGGCUCUUAUGGGCAGUUUUGGGAUCUUUCUGCAGGGCCUGCUGGCAGUGAUGGCCUUCAGCAUCCUUAUGUUAAAACGUUUCCGAGAACCAAAGCACGAGCGACGUCCAUGGAGGAUAUGGUUCCUAGAUACGUCCAAGCAAGCAAUUGGAAUGCUGUUCAUCCACUUUGCAAAUAUCUACUUAUCAGAUCUUACAAGAGAAGACCCGUGCUCUCUCUAUCUGAUCAACUUCCUCCUGGAUGCCACACUAGGCAUGUUACUUAUUUACGCGGGGGUCCGAGCAGUGAGCUGUGUGGUUGAAUGGAGGCAGUGGGAGUCCUUGAGGUUUGGAGAAUAUGGGGACCCUUUACAGUGUAAAGCCUGGGUUGGACAGUGUGCACUCUACAUCCUUAUCAUGAUGUUUGAGAAGACUGCAAUAAUCCUUGUCCUGCUUAUACCCAAUCUAAAAGAGGUGGCCAUGAUAAAACCUGCUUUCCCGAACCCAGAGCUGGAGCUGGCCAUUGUAAUGCUUAUUGUGCCCUUCUUUGUUAAUGCAUUAAUGUUCUGGGUGGUGGACAACUUCCUGAUGAAGAAGGGAAAGACAAAAGCCAAAAUAGAAGAGAAAGAAGGUAGCCCAGAGUCCCGGAACGGUAAUAAGGUCCGGUAUCGGAGGGCGGCCUCAUAUGAUGAUUCUGAAUCUGAAAUUCUCAUUUCAGCAGAUGAUGAAAUGGAAGAGUCUGAUGGUGACGAGGACCUCCGCAGAUUAACAAAUUCCAAGCCUGUUAAGAAAAAGAAGCACCGAUUUGGCCUGUCCGUAUGAUGUUCCUCUAGUUUUUGCACAAUUAUGCCUCCAUCGAACUGAGGUUUACAGGAGAAAACAAGGUCUGGCUUCUCGGCACAAGAUUUCUUCGAGUCACUACCUCUACUUUCUUGUCAGCAUUCAGAGAUGGAGGUGAUGAAGACUGUGUGUUUUUUCCAAGUCAGAACCUUAUGGAAUGGGCACUGGACUUUGAUUUCUCUCCAGUGCUGCUGCCCACCUCUGUACCCGGUGCAGGCCCAGCAACUGUAAAAGAUGCAGACGCCUGGUGUUCCAUAGAUCAAGGUCAAUACCUGCUUGUUGGCAUACUUCUAACCCGACUGCUUGAUCUAUAAUUUUUUUCCGUUUAAUUUGUUUAGAUUUCUUACUUUUCUUAACACCAGAAGAAUGAGGGUGUUUUAAUUGCCUCCCCCUUUUAACACUCGUCUCCUGCCUGAUACCAGCUGUUCACAGGGUAGCAUGGCCAGGGCAUGUUUCUAUUGCUGAAUGCCAUCUGCCCUGAUUUGUAUCAAGCUGCAGUGCUAUUUAUCAGAAUGGGAGUUAUAAUCCCAGAUGCUUUCAUCAUAGUAUCAGUAAUACAGGAACCUUCUCAUAGCAUUCCAAUAUAUUCUUUUCUAUGCAUUGUUGCAUUUCUUAAAUGCAUAAGGUGGCAUGUGCCUACACGUAAUAUUGCCAUUGAAAACUGGUUACUAAAAUCCUGGCCAUGCCAUACUGUGCUAUUUUCUUUUGGAUUGUUUAGUCUCAAUCCUCCAUGGCCCAAAUGCAGGAGUUUGGAGUCGCACCCGGGUACUGGUACCUGAGGGAGCCCAGAAUCCCCUCCUUCACUAAGUAAUAGUAAUGUAGGAGUUUUAUAAAUUGCAUGUGGGAUUUAGGGGCUCUGCAACAGGUUAGGCAUUGGGGCCACAACCCCUGUUACUACUACUGUGUCAUUUGUGGCAUCCUACGAAUAGGUUCACUUGCCCUUAAAGGGCAUCUGUCAGCAGAUUUGUACCUAUGACACUGGCUGACCUGUUGCAUGUGUGCUUGGCAGCUGAAGGCAUCUGUGUUGGACCCAUGUUCAUAUGUGCCCACGUUGCUGAGAAAAAUGAAGUUUUAACAUAUGCAAAUGAGCCUCUAGGAGCAAUGGGGGCGUUGCCUAGAUGCUCUGCUCUCUCUGCAACUGCCGCGCUUUUUCCACUUUGACAGGGCCAGUCGUGAUGAUGUUUUCGAUUAAAGUGGAGAGGACGUGGCAGUUGCAGAAAAAGCAGAGCCUCUAGGAGUAACGGCAACGCCCUCGUUGCUCCUAGAGGCUCAUUUGCAUAUAUUAAAACAUAAUUUUUCUCAGCAAUGCGGGCACAUAUGAACAUGGGACCAACACAGAUGCCUUCAGCUGCCAAGUGCACAUGUAACAGGGUCAGGUCCAUAGGUACAAAACUGCUGACAGAUACCCUUGAGCCUGAGUUUAAUAUAUUAACUUUUAAGUAUGAACCUUUACAGCAUCUGCUAGGAUCCUUUGUAUAUACAGUACAACACUAACGUUCUCCACACCCCGGAUCUGUAUAUGCAAGUGGCUUGAUACAGUUCUAUCGAGCAGCAUUGCCAGAUCAAAUGGACCUUUUGAACAAUGGCUUGCAUACCUGUAGGAUGUUUUAAAGCCAAUGGUAUUCUCAGUAUCGCGUAAACCCCCUCUCGCAAUCCUUUAUGGAAGACUCUGCCUUAACUUUGUUUUAUUGUUACAGUCCCCACCGAGUUAGAUCAUUCCCAGACUCCUUUGCUCUCGGGGAAGGAGUGCACGCUAUUGCUGUGCAAUGCGUGUCUCUUCCUUCUGUCAUCACGGGGGAGUGGGGUUCUGCCAUAUGUCUAGUCUUGUCUUUUCAGUCUUUUUAAUUUAUAUUUUCAUACAAAUAAAAAAAAAAAAGUUAUUUUUUUCUGCAAAAGGUCAAAAAGGGUGACAAAAGAAGUUUUGUCUGUUUAAUUUUUUUUAAAACUAUCUUGUGUUACACGGAAUACGCUGGAGUUAAAAAGUCGAAUUUUGGCUUUUCCGGUGCGCUUCUGUCCGGGAGUAUUUCUGUUUUUGGUCUGGUAUUUUGCACAUAAUUUUACACGGACAAGGACGCAUUCUGCUCGACAUAUGUUCAGUACGUAGAUGAUGUUUUUCAGGGAUUCUUAACCCGUUCUGCCAUGUGACACCACAGACCUAUACUAAAGCAUUGGUAGUGUUUUUUGGCGGACAUGGGGUUAAAGGAAUGUGUUACAUUGCUAAGUGCUUUCACUGAAUCGGAUGUAUGCACUUUUUGAUAACAUAUGAACCGGGGUGAGUGGGGGUCUACUGUUACAUUUUCCCCCACCUUUGUUUCUUCAACAUAAAUGCAAGUUUGCAACUGUUCAUUGUA